AAUUAUAUGUUUCAUUGUAUAUUAUAUAUCAGUUGCCAUACGGUUCAUAAGACAUACAGACGUCGCUAUAGACGGACGGAAGGAUUAUUAUUUAGAUAUAUAUAUAUUGUGUUUUUGAGGAAGUGUUGUGAUAAUGACAUUGUUAUUUUUGUCGAAACUGUCAAUAGCAUGCAUAAUCCUAUGCGUGGUACUUCUCAUCCGGGAAUCGAAUGCGCGACCCCCAUGGUUGAAGCCGGGUAGCGGCGUCUUCACAGAAUCAGCUGAAUGUCAUACAGAUGACGAGCUUCUAGACCUCUGCCAGAGAUGCGCCAAGCUGACCAAAGCCAAGCAAGCUCUCUCGGCAUGCUGUUCCACCGACAUGGAGGCCAGGAAAUGGUGUUCAGACUACGUUUACUUCGGAAGAGGGCAGUUUGAAGUCUACUAAAUGUUAUGUCCCCGUGAAAGUACAAUUACGUGUCGUUCCCGGCACGAAUUGUUAAAAAAAAAGAAUACGACCGCUCCUUCUGUUGCCCGUGGAUGUCGUAAAAGUAGACUAAGUGAUAGGUUUGUAAAUUUGGGAUUGUUAUUAUAGGCGAUGGGCUAGCAACCUGUCAAUGUUUGAAUCUCAAUUCUGUCAUCAAGCCAAAAAGCUGAACGCGGUCUAAGUCUUUUCAAGACUGUUGGCUGUGUCUACCCCGCAAUGAAUAUAGACGUGACUAUAUGUAUGUAUGUAUGUAAGUACAAUAUGAUAACGUAGAAGUAUGUAUAAAAUCUUAGGUCACUCAGUGACAGACAACGCCUUUUCAAAACUUAAGAGCGUACGAAGCUUAGGAUAUCCACUUAAUUAUGUUGUAAGCUGAAAUUAGACAUGAUUGUCUCACUCGGAAAUCUUAUGGAACGAAAAUAAAACUGGAUAUUAGGUUUUCAACGGGCAGGCAGAAAGGCCUAAUAAGGGGCUUAUAUUAAAAUAUUUUAAAAAAUACGUAUUGCAUUAGUUGAUAUUUAUAAUGUUGCGCAAUGUUGAUUAUACAAUAUAUAUAUAUAUAUACUGUCAAUGCAAUAAGCUAU
Molecule: messenger RNA, 1047 nt
Organism: Amyelois transitella
Lineage: Eukaryota; Metazoa; Arthropoda; Insecta; Lepidoptera; Pyralidae
Exons: 3
Coding region: 134-424 (96 amino acids)
Source: RefSeq, a predicted model, not a curated record